AUGGAGAGUCAAGUUUUAAACUCUGCUGACAUUCUCCUCUCCAUUUUCCCUUCAAUUGAAGAUCAGCUGAUAUGUAUCGCCAACAAAUUUGAACGCGAUUUGUCUGUAGCAGUUGAAAGGAAAUCUGGAAAGAUAAUUUACAACACGCCAGCCUUAGCAUCGCUUUUAACACGCUUCCCACACAGUUACAGUUCAUAUUCCAAGUGUGUAAACGACUUUGUAGACGUCGGAAGAAACUCACCUGAUGCAGCGAUUUCAGUUCUAUUCAAAUUGCUUCCGAUUAGAGCAAAGUGUGAUCUUUACCACAGAAUUAUUCCUAAAAUUGCAAUGGAUCCUGCUUUCGAUCAAAUUCUCGAUUUAUUUUUAACGUUAUUCUUUGCAGAUUGUGUUACACAAAUUCUUACAGAAAAACCCGAUACUAAGUAUUACCACUCAUUAAUACUCAUUGGUUACAAGAAUGCUGCAAAGUUUUCAGAAGAGUACGAAGAACCCCUUCGUGUACAAAUCGUAAAGCAAUUCUCUGUAAUCUUCUCGCUUUUAUCAAUCAACCACCUUAACGAAUUAAUUACAAGAUUCAACAAUUUCGUUGAAAAAUACGAUAUCGGUUUAUCCUUACUUCUCAAUCGUUAUAUUCGCUUAUCAGUUACCCAAGAAGUAUCAUUUGAAACAUACAAACGGUUUAUUGAUAAAUUUGCUGAUUUUUCGGAUGUUUUAAAGAAAGAUCGCAGAUCUCUUGAUAUGUGGGCCGAAGCAUUCUGUUCUUUACUUACACAGAUCAAGCCUGAAGCUGCAGAUAGCAUUAAAGACGCUCUCAAGAAGAUUUUCAAAACUGCAAACACAAUGGCAAGCGAUAAAGAGACUGUUAAGUGGUAUCUCAUGCUCUGCUCAGUCAUUAUCAUAAGAUACGAUGCACUUUACAAGAAGGAAUACGCUACUUUCAUACAAGAAAGAAUAUUAAAGAAGAAAGAACGUCUUAACAAGCUCGAAGCCAAGUUAAACUCAUUCCUUAUCAUUAUUCGUGGUCCGAACUCGUCAAGAAGUACUCAAUUCUGGGAGUGGGGACAAUAUAAUGCGACAGCUCAUCAUGGCAUUGAAAUUUCAUUCAUUAAUGAUCCAACUCAGAAACAGGACGCUCCAGAUUCAUACACAAACAUGUUUUUCGACCACUUUGUCGCUGAUAAUCCGAUCGAAAAAUUCCCAGAUGUCGUUGGAGACAUAUUAGUUAAUUUUGCCUCAAGAGAUUUCAAUCACUUUAUGCUGACAACCAUUCCUAAUUUGAUUGCAAAGCUCGGAGAAGAGAGAUCUAUGUUAUCUCUUCACGCCUGCCUUUCACAGCUUGUUGAUACCCACGCAAAAUUCGCUGGAUGGGCUCAGAGUUCGCCUCUUAACAAGAAGAUCCGUGUUGACGUUAACAUUCACUCAUUCUUCAUGCAAAUUAAGUCUUUGCUGCUUAAAUCCAUAGAUAAGAUCACUCCACAAGAGUUCACAAAUGACGCUUACUGCUUUGAACUCGAUGAAUCCCCUGAUGUUCCUGUAUUUAGUUUACCAUAUUCCACAUCUCCACUUUCAGAGGCCACUAAGUCGAGAAUUGCUCAUUCCACAGAGAUUGUAACAAAAGCUCUCGAAGAAUGGGAGUUCGCAGAUAACUCUAUUGGUUAUGAUUUGACAAUCGACUUUUCUACAUAUGAAUCCACCACAAAGAACGAGAGAUUUACCAUCAAGAUGCUCUCAUUCCUUCCUAUCAUCAUCAAUACUUCCGAUUUAUCUGCGCACGACAGAAUUGAGAAUCUUUUAACGACAGUUUUAUCUUCUUCUCGCUCCAUUUCAUACUACGCUUUACGUGUUAUCAAUCAGAUCUUCAUUGUCAACGAAUCAGCCCGUAUUAUCAUAUACAAUGCGAUCAUAAACAAAAUCCUCAGUACAAUCAACAGGCACCACGUAUUUAUUCUUAUCCAGUUCUUAGUUAAACUCCUCGAUAAGACAUUACCACUCGAUACAAACAAAGAACAAAACGAGAAUUUUGUUAUCGAGUGCCAAUCUCUGUUUUUGCUCUUAAUGUGCUACCACAUUGUCGAAAUCCGUGAACUAGCACUCAACUUCAUAGAGAAAAUCCAGAGAUUCGCUUCUGGAAUGGAAAUAGAAGUUCCGAUAUUUGAUACUUUGAACGAUAACUCAUCAUUAAUAUCCGCAGCCGUCAGAUCCCACAUCUAUGUCCACAAUACGAGCCGUCUCGAUACUCCUCCUCCAACAGAUAAUCUUUGUACUUAUUCCGAAGUGGCAACAUCACGUUCUGACAAUUUAUUCCAGUACUACAUCGAAGAAAGCAUGUGUGCUCUCCAAAGACCAAACUGUAUCCCUGUUCUCAUCCGAACACAUCAAAUUAUUACACAAGCAAUGAGUUUAUUUGGAGAUUGCCUACCUUGCGAUCUUCCUCCAUCCAGGGCCUUGUUGUACCAGAACUUUUUGACCGUUUUGACCCAUACAUCUCCUGUAUUGAACCCAUUAGUCCAAAACAGGAUGAAGAACGAGCUGAAUCUAGAACAGAACGUCGCAAACUACAGAAAUACGGUGUUUUUCACAACAACAAACGAAAAACACCUCCAACAAUUAACGGAUAACCGCGAUAACGCGAUAAAAGUUGCUUCAUCACUAGUUUCAUACUUGAAAGUUGAUGAAGAGCAUCCAGAUCGUGUGAAGAACUCCGUAAACUUCUUCAAGCACAUUCAUUGGACAAUUCUUUGUGAUUUAUUACCUGUUCUUGGCGAAUUCGUCCAGAAAGAGCCUGUAUCCACUAACAUUGACCUGUUAUCAUACAUUUCUGAGAUUUUCAGUCUAAUUGGCGAGAAUUCCAACAUAAUGUUUGCUUUGGCAGCGAAUGAUGAUGCGAAGAACGCUUUUGCUAAGUAUUUCCAAGCAGCAGAAGCCUAUUUCCUCGAAAACAAACUGAAUGGAAGUCGCAGAUUUACUGAUGUCUCUCAAAUGAACCAAACAGAGCUUUUAUCACGCAAACAAACAUGUUUGGCCUAUUGCAGAGUUGUCAACUUCUUCCUUUCCGCACUUACACCCAUCAAGAUCUAUCCAGCGGAAGGCGCCAUUCGCAUUCCAGAACAAAAUCCAUGGCUGAAAGAAGGAAACUGGAAAGAUUCAGAGAAAAAGAUCACAUUGGCGUUUUUAGUCAAUUGGGGAAAGUUGAAUGAUUCAGAUAACGCUGAUUACUUUGAUUUGGCAAAUGCCGCAUCAUUAGCAAUCAUUGCUUUCAUCAGAGUCAUCAACAUCUUCUCUCCUCUCUAUGUCAUUCCUACUGACUUAGAAUCAAUUAUUAUAAACCUGGAAAAGGAAGGACACAACGCAUUGCAAUCUAUAUUAACAACGCAUUAUGAUUACAUGAUGCCUGUUUUCCUUGGAUACGCGUACAACGCACCUCCUGACUUGGCUCCGAUGUUUUUCAAAGCGAUUUGCAUGCAAUUCACGAAUCUUUCUCUCGACACGAAAAAGAUCAUUGCUGAUCAGAUGAUGGAAAGAUUCGCUCCUCAAAAACUCGCUGAAAGGACAUCGUCUUAUUUGAGUCUUUCGCCAGGAAUAAAGAGAAUGGCGAGAGUCAGAACAAUGAUACAGGAUUUAACAGUGAAUUUGUCAAACAGAGAUUUGGAAUACAACAAACAAUUCGCUGAAUACGCUGGCAAAUUCAUUCCUAUUUCUUUGAUUUACCUUUUGCAUGAAGAUUUCACUUUGCGUCAGACAUCCUUCAAGUUCCUUCAGAGAAUCGCUUGCACGGCACAUCAUUUGUUGAAUACAAACAAAGAUGAUGGAAAACAAACAGCUUUGUUUGUCAAAAAACUUCAACAAUUAGCACCAUCAUUUUUCUCAACACAUGUUUCGAUUACUGUUGAUAUUAUAAUGAAUGUUGCUGAGUUGUUUGCUGAGUAUCUCCCACAAGUAAGCGAAGUCUUGAUACAGGAAGUCUUCACACAAAUAACAACAGCUGCAAAAGGUUCUUUAAUCAACCAAUCAAUUAAGGCUACUUUACUUCAGAUCACUUCACUUUUCAUGAGAAAUCUUAAACUUGACAAGAACAACAAUUGGCCAAGUUCAUUUGUUUUUUACACACCUUAUUCUCUCAUGAUGUCAUUGCUUGAUAUUUUGCCAUCUAUUGACCAAAACUCAUUUUCACAUUAUUUAAGUUUGUGGACAAAUCUCGCGAACAACGAAGAAAACGCGAAUUUGAUCAUUAAGUUCUUAGUCCAAGCAUCAAGUGAUGUUUCGAAUGAAAGGUCUGUUAAAGUAGUUAUGUUGCAUCUUGCUAAAAGAUACUCAAAGAAUAUAAUCGAAGAAUUAGUUCAUCAACUAACAUUUGCUUGUUGGUGGAAUAACACGAUGCAAGGAAGAAUUCAGUCUGAUGCUCCUCCAUCACAUGAAACACAGUCUGUUCAGUCAUACAUAGCUAUUUUGAAGACAUUGACUGAUCUUUCACAGGCUUAUCCACAAGAAGUUUCUAAUUAUAUACAUAUAAUUGUUAACUUUUGUUUGUUGUUUUAUGAUAUCGAUCCUGCAUUGAAUGCUGAGUUGAUGCUGAUUAUUCUCUGGUCAAUGCCGCAAUGCCCUGAAUCUCUUGUCUCAAUCUUCGCUCCUCCAUGCGCUUUGAUUUGGUCGAGAGCUUCUGGAAUCGAGUUCACGGAGAAUAUGAAGAAAGACGACAACUCAGUGUCAUUCACACUCAGGCAAUACAGAAAAGAACCUGUUUCCAUUGUUGAUUUCACAAACCAAUUUGUUUCUUUCCUCCGCAAACACAAUAAGACGGAACAAGCUUGCGAAUGGGGCAAAGAAGCACUUAAAUGGGCUUGUGGAUGUGGUAAUUUGGAAGUUGCUGGUCGUGCUUGUUUAUUGUAUUCUGAGAUCUUAGAACCAUUAGACAGCAACUUAGUUACUGAUUUAAUCAACGCGUUCAAAGUUGUCACUGCUUGCAAUCCAGAUAAUACAAGGAGAUUCUACAUUUCUACAAUUAUCAAGGCAUUGGAAAGUGUUGUUGACAUCAAGGCAGAGGAUAAAGAAUUCAAGGAUUCUAUAGAGAAAAUAGCUUUGGUUGUUCAUCCUCUUAUUAAGUAUCCAGAAGAAGAAUCAUUAUGUAUUUCCGCAUUGGCCAUUUUCGCGAAAUACAUUUUGUGCGGUGAUAUUUCCAAUGAAUUGUUGAUUGACACGAUUAAUUCCAUUGCUCCUUUGUUUGGAUGUUUGUCAAGACAAGAAGCGUUGAUUGGCAUCCUCCUUGCGAUUUUCAGCAAGAUGAAAGACAGGACAGACACAAAGAUGCCAUUGACUUUGUUCACAUUCUUCCUGCCAACGAUUUUCAAGAUGGUUUCCGCACAACAAAACAUUCAGCCUUAUACAAGUGUUGUCACCGAUGACACUGAAAUCAAGAGUGUUUUGGAGUCAUUGUUAAUGAUAGCACAAUGCAAGUGCUUCAAUGAAGAUAUACAACAAUAUAUCUUCACAACAAUUGGCUCAUUAACAAAGGAAUCAAUUCAUCCGUCCGCUUUCAUUCUUGGUAUUGCAAUGCAUUUGAUUUCUAUUGAUGCAAAAAGUGUCAUGGAUGCAGCACCACUUUUCACAUCAUUAGUUUAUCAUUCUUCUCCUGACAUGAUGAGCGCAGUGUUCAGCACAAUCAGUUCUAUCAUUGAAGCAUCAAAUUGCGCUGCUCCUUUCUCAGCAAUUGUCGAAUUCUCAACAAGAAUCGCUUCGAUCGAAGCUGUUAAAGUUCAGGAAGCUUUCUUGAGAGAUUCCCAAAAUCCUGAUAAACAGAAGAUUGCUGGGCAACAAAUCUACGCAAUUGUUGAGCACAGGAAAUGGUCUGAUAUUGUGAAGAUAAUUGGAGAUCCAACAUUCACUACAAUAAGCGGAGAUUCUGCUUUGGACAAACCAAUUCCAAUGGCUCCAAUUGAUGAAGACCUUUGGAAGGAAGAAAAGGCGCAGAAGGCAAAGGAAGCUGUCCAGGACAUCAUUGUUCAGCCAUUCACUGGAACAAAGAAGAUAAUGGAUGACAUGAGAGUUGCUGCUCUUUAUAAGGAAGGUGGUGAAAUUCAGGUAGACAGAACAAUCGGUGGAUAUUUGUCUUAUAAGAAUGCUCUCAAAGAUAUUCAAGAAUAA
Molecule: messenger RNA, 6138 nt
Organism: Trichomonas vaginalis G3
Lineage: Eukaryota; Parabasalia; Trichomonadida; Trichomonadidae
Product: FURRY-related family
Exons: 1
Coding region: 1-6138 (2045 amino acids)
Biological process (GO): cell morphogenesis
Cellular component (GO): cell cortex; site of polarized growth
Source: RefSeq, a predicted model, not a curated record